Messenger RNA from Bipolaris maydis ATCC 48331, 522 nucleotides. Lineage: Eukaryota; Fungi; Ascomycota; Dothideomycetes; Pleosporales; Pleosporaceae. The record is from RefSeq and is a predicted model, not a curated record.
AUGACCCAAUCUUUGUCACCUUCUGUCAUGACUACUACGCCGAAGCAAUCCAAGCGCAGUUGCUACACAGUGUUUAUAAAGCUGUUAAAGCUCGUGUCACGGGAGCCCAGAACUACGGCAGAUUGUGAGCCCAAAUCUGCCAGCUCCAGUGCCUCGACUUUCACCAACCACGAAAAACCUCCAACACCUAUACAGUACAACCAAGAUCCUACGAAUAUCAGUACGAGCGAUAUUACAAAAGAAGGUCUACAGCAAGAAAUACCCAAAGCGGAUGGUUGCUGGGGACCACCAAUCAAUAUACCACUCUCCGGAGAGGUAAUACAUAUCCAAACGACCGAUUCACGCGCACAAAACAAAGCGAUAGGAACGAAUCGGUUUCCGUUCUAUUUGGAAGGCUCUACCUCUUGUCCAUGCAUGGAUUGCAUGGCAUAUGAGAUUAAGUGUCUGCAAAUAAAAAAUGCUACAGCUGAAUAUUGGGAUGAAAAGGUGAAGUCAUGCUUGCGAGCCAAGACGCCUUAUUGA